AAUCAACAACAGAAAAAUAAACAACAAUCGUACCGCAAAUGAAAUCUUGUAAAUGUAACAGUGCGUAUUUGUUGUAUAAGUUAAACUGUUAAAGUGUUAAAAACAUUUACAUCGUAUAAUUACAUUGACUUUAAUUCAUCACCAGCGAUAUAAAUGGCUUGUAGUCUCCGAAUAGAGGGGCUAUUUAUAAUCCGAUAGGCCAAUGUUCUGGUUAUUUUUUAAAACAGUGUCGAAUGUGUUGUUGUUUUUGUUGCCUUUUUUUGGUUAAUGUUGAUUCAAAACACAUGGCCUUUAUUUACCGAUGUCAAACAGUAGCCAAAUAAGCUUUUCGAAUCGAUAAAAUAAAUCAAACAUAUGCUAGAUGAAAAGUAAACAGUUUCUGACAUACACAGUGAAGAAAAAGUUAAAUGACUUCGUUUAAUUGAAGCAGCGGAAAUUUACGUCCGGAGCAAUUAUCUCAUGCGUUACGCAGACAUAGAUAACAUAUGUACCGCACAGGGAAUAUGUAUUCGCAUUCAAAUAAAUGAAAUAAUAGAAAGUGUAGAAAAAAGAAGAAAUAAAAAGUGGCAUCUAGAACGAAAUGGAACACAGCAGUUAAUUUUAAAUUGAUGUUAUCUUGCCCUGAAUCAAUCAUGCGCCCUUGAACAAUGAAAUACACAGUAAUUUUUUCUUAAUUUAUGGCUUCGUUCUUUCCUCCGCAAAUUCGAUUAACGUUGGAGACGAGCUUCAAAACUGUCUGCGUCUACGACAAUAAUUGAAUUUAUUUUAGAUGCAAAAUUUACAGUGCCGACACCAUGGUGAUGACGAAGAUGACAUCGACAAUCAAGUCUAUGUCGACGAAUGCAUGUCGCUCAAUUAAACUUAAUGAAGUAAAUAAAACGUACACUUUUACGGACGAUACACAAAUUAGCAUGCGACUGAAUUAGUAUUACAUUUUCCAGUGUGACUAGGAAGUAAGACAACAUACUUUCAUCGACAUCAAUACACAAAUAGGCUAACGAAUAAACAAACAACGUAUCGCACUACAACACAACGAUGGGAAGAUGUAAAAGAAUGAAAUGAACAAGAGAAACAAGUGAAGUGAAUAAAAUACUGUAAUUUGAAAUAUGUAUGUGAAAUGUGUAGUGAACCAACCGAUUUGAACUAACCGUUUGUAUAUAGUCUUCAUCUUGCUGGUAUGACGUGACGUACGUUGACGACUUUAUUGCGCUCAAUGAAUAACGACGGGAUUGUAAAAUUGUACAGUUAUUCAUAAGUUAUGGACAAUAGCAGACAUUACAAUUUUAUAUUUCAGUGUAGAGUGUUUUCAGUGGCACACCGAAGAAAAACAGUCAAUUGAAACCGAUUUUUGUGCUCCAGUUUUUAUUUUAUUUACAUUCAUUUCAAAGUAUGAUUUAUACAUAGAAAUUGUGGUUGUGACAAUAUUGCCGCAUUGACAACAGUACAUCAGUUGUAAUUGAAAUUGUGAUGUGAAAAGAUGUGCAAAGCAAAAUUAUUAUAAUUUGAAAGAAAGACUAUGACGAAUAAAAGACAAUUUCGUUUGCAAUCAAUGUGUGUUCAAUAAAUUAUCGAAGUUACGAUAGCGCAUUUAAAUUAGAAUAAUAAUUCCAUAAUGUUAAGCAAGAAUUCCAAAAUCAGUGAAUCAUUCGAGCGCAUUUGUGAGACUUUUGAUAUAAAACAGAACGUUUAGAAUUUCAGUGUGUAUCAAGUGAAUUUUUCUGGCUCAUUCAUUUAUAUCAAACCGAUGUAUUGACUGUAUCCGGUGGUGUGACGAAUGUGUCACUGUGCAUAGAACAUUACUGAAGGGAUAUGUUUUCGUUUGACCGGCAUGGAAAUGCGCGAAUUUGAUACGACUGAUUCGGAAACCGAGUUCCUGUUAAAUCCAGAUCGAGACCAUCGAAAUAAAAAUGGCAACCUCGCAUCGAUUGCCUUACAACAAACCCAUCGAAACCGGCGAAAACGUGUUCGUAAAUUAGGCACUAUUUUACGAUUUACUUGCGGUUGCUGGUGGUGGAUAUGGAGAAAGUUCUGUUCACCGCGCGAGCUUCGCUCCCGCACCAUACACAUUGGAAGGCCGUGCGAAGAAAAAUACCCACCAAAUGCUAUUCGAAAUCAGAAAUAUAAUUUUUUCACAUUUCUGCCACUGGUACUUUUCCAGCAAUUCCGUUUCUUUUUAAAUUUAUACUUUCUAAUUAUGGCAAUCAGUCAAUUUCUACCUGACGUUCGCAUUGGGUAUUUGUACACGUAUUGGGGUCCUCUUGGAUUUGUGUUAACAGUAACGAUAUGUCGUGAAGCGGUCGACGAUAUUCGACGUCAUCAACGAGAUCGUGAGGUGAACUCACAAAAAUAUCGUAAAUGUGUCGGACCUGACCAACCAUUACAAAUGGUAUCAUCUUCGAAACUAAAGGUUGGUGACAUUAUUAUCGUUGAAAAAGAUGAACGAGUUCCAGCUGAUUUGGUGCUAUUGCGAACAACUGAAAAAACCGGCACCGUUUUUGUGCGAACCGAUCAAUUAGAUGGAGAGACUGACUGGAAAUUGCGUUUGGCUGUGCCAGCAACACAACGAUUGGCCAACGAUUCCGAAUUGUUCAAUAUACGAAGUAGCAUUUAUGUGGAGAAACCUCAACGGGACAUUCAUUCCUUUAUCGGAACGUUUUCAAAAGAAGGUGGCACCGAAGAAGACAGUUUAGAUUUAGAAAAUACACUUUGGGCAAACACGGUUAUCGCUGCUGGCCGAGCAACUGGUGUCGUCAUUUAUACGGGAUGCGAAACCAGAAGUGUGAUGAACAAUUCAACACCACGAUCAAAAGUCGGUCUCAUCGAUAUGGAAAUCAAUAAUUUGACGAAACUAUUAUUUUGUGCUGUGAUUGGUUUAGCAUUAGUAAUGAUGUGUUUGAAAGGAUUUAAUGGACCAUGGUAUCGAUAUAUGUUUCGUUUUGUGCUGUUAUUCUCAUACAUUAUACCAAUUAGUUUGCGUGUUAAUUUGGACAUGGGUAAAUCAUAUUACUCGUAUAAAAUACAAAAGGACCGUGAAAUUCAAGGCACCGUUGUUAGAUCGACAACUAUUCCGGAGGAGCUUGGUCGCAUUUCAUAUUUGCUUACGGAUAAAACAGGCACUCUUACCCAAAAUGAAAUGGUUUUCAAGAAAAUUCAUUUAGGCAACAUUUGGUAUGGACAUGAAUCCUUCGAUGAUGUUGCCGCAAUUAUACAAUCGCUAAAUAUAUCGGAAAAAUCACAAUUGGAAUCGGUAUAUGCGACGCCACGAACGCGACGAUCGGAUGGAUGGCGAAUCUGGGAAGCGGUCAAAGCAAUUGCUGUGUGUCACAAUGUUACACCAAUAAAUGAAACAAAUAAAAAUGGAAAUGGCAACGGGGACCGUAACUCGCCAACACGUUCGAUAAGCAUUGAAUCAUCACGCGGCGAUGAUGUAAACUAUCAAGCAGCCAGUCCCGAUGAAAUUGCGCUGGUCAAAUGGAGUGAGCAUGUUGGUUUAACAUUGGUUGCACGUGAUUUAGAUUCAAUGACACUUCAAAUACAUAAUGUUAGCAUGAACCGGCGGGCAAGCACAACAUGGGCAAAACCAAAAGCCGAUGUUGGCUCAAUAAAUACAGCCGUUACAAUGCUUACAAAUGCCGAUUCAAAAGAUGCAUUAAAUUCCUCAUCAAGCAGCAACGGUGAUAGUACCCUAACAUUGGAUUCAAUUGCAAAUGCAAAUCAAUUGCGAUAUCAAAUCUUACAAAUGUUUCCAUUCACCAGUGAAAGUAAGCGAAUGGGAAUCAUUGUGAAGGACUUAAACAGCGGAGAAAUUACAUUUUAUUUAAAAGGUGCCGACAUUGUUAUGUCAUCGAUUGUUGAUUCGAAUGAUUGGUGCCAUCGUGAAUGUACAAACAUGGCAAAAGAAGGUCUGCGUACAUUGGUUGUGGCGAAAAAAGUUCUCACCGAAGAUGAAUAUGAAGCAUUUGAACAGGAUUAUACGACGGCAAGAUUGUGUGUUACGGAUCGUGGAGCUCGAAUUUCAGCGGCAGUUGAAAGUCUAGAAUGUAAUAUGGAACUGUUAUGCUUAACCGGAGUCGAAGAUUGUUUACAAGAUCGUGUACCACAAACACUUGAAUUACUACGAAAAGCUGGCGUGAAAAUAUGGAUGUUGACUGGUGAUAAAUUAGAAACGGCUACUUGCAUUGCCAAGAGUUCACAUUUAGUUGAAAGUAACCAAGAGAUACAUGUGAUAAAAAGUGUCAAUACAAGAACCGAUGCACACAUUGAAUUAAAUCAAUUCCGACGAAAGCGAAAUUGUGCGCUGGUUGUGUCUGGUGAAAGUUUGGAUGUGUGUUUGCAUUACUAUCAAAGUGAAUUCAUGGAAUUAGCCACACAGUGUCCGGCUGUUGUUUGCUGUCGAUGCAAUCCAACACAGAAAGCUCAAGUUGUUUCACUGAUCCAAGAACAUACCGAAAAACGUACGUGCGCCAUCGGUGAUGGUGGUAACGAUGUUAGUAUGAUUCAACAAGCCGAUGCAGGCAUUGGGAUCGAAGGACGAGAAGGAAGACAAGCAUCAUUGGCAGGCGAUUUUAGUAUAACUCAAUUUUCGCAUAUUGCCAAAUUAUUGCUUGUGCAUGGAAGACGUUCCUACAAACGAUCGGCUGCAUUGUCACAAUUUGUAAUUCACCGUGGUCUAAUCAUUUCCACCAUGCAAGCUGUGUUUUCUGCUGUUUUCUAUGUCUCAUCGGUGGCAUUGUAUCAAGGUUUUCUCAUGGUUGGCUAUGCAACUAUCUACACAAUGUUCCCAGUGUUUUCGCUUGUACUUGAUCAAGACAUAAGCUCACAAAUGGCAUUAACAUAUCCUGAACUAUACAAGGAGCUGUCAAAGGGACGUAGUUUGAGCUAUAAAACAUUCUUCAUAUGGGUUUUGAUUAGCAUUUAUCAAGGCGGCGUAAUUAUGUACGGAGCACUGGUUUUAUUCGAAGAUGAAUUCAUUCACAUUGUUUCGAUUAGCUUUUCGGCUUUGAUUCUUACUGAACUUAUUAUGGUUGCAUUGACAAUUCGAACAUGGCACAGGUUGAUGGUCAUGGCCGAAAUAUUUAGUUUGCUGCUUUAUGUACUGUCUUUGGUCAUUUUGCACGAUUAUUUUGAUUGGGACUUUAUUUGGUCAUUCGAAUUCUUGUGGAAAGUGCUGGCGAUUACGUUGGUCUCAUGUUUGCCGCUAUACAUAAUAAAAUUCUUGCGGAAAAAAUUCUCACCGCCCGCAUAUUCAAAAUUGUCAUAAACAAAUUAUGACAGGGACUAACAAUUGCGCCAAAUUAGCUAAACAAUCAGUACAAGAAAUUAGUUAGAUAAAAGGAUAUAAGACUUAAUGAUAAGUCUCAUCGAUACAAACUCACCAAAAAUGAGUGUACAUCUUAGACCGACGGAUUUCUCUCGAUUCAAGACACAAAAACAUUCAUAAUGAAUUUCACAUAAAUUUGUCUUUCCUUUCAAUAUUGAUUCAAUCACACUGUAAUUAGACCAACACACACCAUAUAUAUAAUUAUUUAUUCUAGAGAAAAGAAAAGAGUCAUGGCCAUUUUUUAUUGAAUCAAUGAGCGUUAUAUUUUCAAUUCAAUUUGUAAGGUCACCUA
Messenger RNA from Contarinia nasturtii (swede midge), 5612 nucleotides. RefSeq names its product probable phospholipid-transporting ATPase IIB. Gene Ontology annotation, biological process: retrograde vesicle-mediated transport, Golgi to endoplasmic reticulum; phospholipid translocation; endocytosis. Gene Ontology annotation, cellular component: plasma membrane; trans-Golgi network; endosome. The record is from RefSeq and is a predicted model, not a curated record. Lineage: Eukaryota; Metazoa; Arthropoda; Insecta; Diptera; Cecidomyiidae. The coding region runs from base 1829 to 5260 and encodes 1143 amino acids. Gene Ontology annotation, molecular function: ATP binding; ATP hydrolysis activity; ATPase-coupled intramembrane lipid carrier activity. The transcript is spliced from 11 exons.